This is a messenger RNA of Zeugodacus cucurbitae (melon fly), 2423 nucleotides long. Its product is annotated as transmembrane protein 135. NCBI's taxonomy places the organism in Eukaryota, Metazoa, Arthropoda, Insecta, Diptera, Tephritidae. The transcript is spliced from 6 exons. The record is from RefSeq and is a predicted model, not a curated record. Bases 416 to 1801 code for a protein of 461 amino acids.
UCAUUUCCAACUGCAAUGAUUUGUUAUUUUCUACGCUCUAUUGUGCGCCCAGUUCGUUAAAUAAUUUAUACACAAAUUAACAUAAGUGAGAUAUUGUGCAUAAUUUAAAUGAAGCAAUACGCGACUGGUCGGAAAAAAUGUGCAAGACGAUAAUUUAACAAAAAACAAAAGCUGUGCUUUUAAUUACCGUCACUAAAUAAAGGCUGUAUGUGUAAUCUUGUGUGCGCUGUAGUGAGUCGAACCUUUGAAGUGUGUGCCUAUCUGUGCGUUUGCUAUUUUAUAAACAACAACUAAACAAAGGUAGUGUAGAAAGUUAACAGAUGGCAUGUGCUAAUUGUAAAUUGUAAAUAGCAAUUUAAUAUGUGUCAAACGAAUCUGUGAGUUGUAGAUUUCGCUAACACACGCACUUGCAACCAUGACGAACGCUUUUAGUCGCUUUCUGACGCCUGUCGACUGCACCUGCAAACAUUUCAAUCAUCCAUGGACGGAUAGCUGUGCAAAUGCCUCAGCGGGCAUAUUAAUGGGCGCGAUACCGUACAGUUUGCGUAUCUACACAAUGGUCUAUGCGUUAUCCCUAAUAAUGCGCCACCGCAUACCAAACCUUGCCGACCUCAAACGCACCCUACUCGGCAUAUUGCAAUCGUCCGCCUUCCUCGUCUCCAAUAGCUAUUCCUUCAUUAUGUUCAAUUGUCUGUUACGUAAAAUAAUCGGUCGCUACUACUGCGCCACGGUCGCUUUCAUACCUUGUUUUUUGUCCAGUUUCGCAUCGAUACUGGUCGAGAGGCCCGCACGCCGACCACUACUAACACUCUACGUAGCGAAUUUGGCCACAGAGACACUCUGGCAUAUGGCCGAGAUACGCGGUUAUGUGCGUUCAAUACCACAGGGACAAGCUUUAAUCUUCGGCAUUAGCAUAUCAACACUAUUGUAUCUGUAUCGUUUGGGUCUACAUAAGACGACCUGCAAGGAUUCAUUAUUCAAUGUAUUACGUUUCUUUGCCGGUAAAACGGAGGAGGGGCCGAUCGUGCCGAAAGCGCCUGCAGCACCGACGCCCCAACAAUCACGUGCGCCACUCGAUUUCCGAAGCAUCAAUGUGUUGGUCCAACUCUAUACACGUUUCCUGGACGCGGUGAAGAGUCGACACCCAUCAUGUCCGCAUCGUGUUAAUUGUUGGCAUUAUGCGUUAAUGGGUGGUCUCAAGCCUUUCGUAAGCGGUGUGGGACUGCAGGUGGCAUUGCGUCUAGUUAUGAAUUUAAAGAAAAUUGUACAAAUGAAAUUCAGUGUGCGGAAGUCUAUAUUUAAUAAGGAGACACUAAAUUUGGGCAUAUUUUUGGGUAGCUUCUCCUUCAUAUACAAGAGUGCUUCUUGUAUCCUGCGGCAUAGUUUUGGACGCGAUGAUCCACGCUUCGCCAUACCAGCGGCUCUGUUGGCCAGCGUGUCCUUCACUAAAUAUCCCGAUGUGACGGUGGCGUUAUAUGUAAUGUGGAAGGCUUUGCAAAUAAACUACAACUUGGGCAUUAAGGAAGGCGUCUUGCCGCACAUAUCCGGAUUUACGCUCUUCUUGUACUCCUUCUGUACGGCUGUACUCUUUCAUGCGGGCAUUCUCGAACCGAAGACAAUACGACCGAGCUACUUUAAAUUUCUAUAUGCAAUUUCCGGAGAACGCAUUAAUCGUUUCAAUUUGGAACCCUUCAAUAUCUAUGGUCAAAAUGCAAGCGAGCAGAUGAAGGAGGUUUCGCGACAGCUAAAUCUUAUUAAUAAAUCACCGUUGCCCAAGUUCUCACUUGCCUCAUGGAAAUAAUAAUAAUAUACAUAUGUUUGUAGAUAUAUAUAAAAAAUAUAGCGAAAUGUUAUCUUUAUAAACAUGUGUUAAGAGAAUAGCAGACUUAUAGCGGCGAAUGAGUGCGAAAACGAAUAUGACAAAGUUUAUGGAGAGUAAAAAUAAUGCUAAGCGCAUUAAUAGAAUAAAUGAGAAAUUAUAAAAAAUGCUAACUUUUGUUGUCUCUAACUGUACUUUAUUAGAGACAACACAAGUUUAUGUGAAAUUAAUAAAAACUAAAAAAAAAACGAAAAAAAAUAUUGUAAAUAGUGUAAAGCUAUUGACUAGUUGAAUAAGCAUAAAUGAAAAAAUAAAUAAAUAAUUAGGAAUUCCUAAAAUGUAUUAAGACAUAAAAAAUAUAUAUAAUGUUUAUAUAAAAUAAUAGCAACAUUUUUUAUAAACUAUGUGCAUAUGUGUAGACUUAAGAAAGCUAUGAUUUGGUGUGUGAUUUUUUUUUCAUUUAUGUCUUUUCAAUUUUAAGCGAAUUGAAUUUUUUAAAUUUUAUUUAUUUUAUAUUUACAUUUUUGACGCAUUUACAAAUGCUUGGCUGGUAGUAAUUUGGCAAAAAAAAAUAAAAAAUAAAAACUAAGUAAAUAGAAGUAUA